AUGCAAGCUGUGCGGGUGCUGUUGCUGACCCUCUGUGCUACUCUGGGGGUCGGAGCCCAGUCCUUUGGGAAGGGCCGGUGCCCAGUACCUCCUGUCCAGCAGGACUUUAGCGUAGCCAAGUAUUUGGGCAGGUGGUAUGGCAUCGAGAAGCUUCCAGCUGUGUUUCAAAAGGGAGAAUGUAGCCAGGCAACCUACACCCUCCAGAGUGACGGACUGGUCAAUGUCCUCAACCAAGGUCUUCUGCCUGAUGGGGAAAUCACCAACACCAGGGCAACAGCUCGUGUGGCAGAUCUGAAUGACCCUGCCAAGCUGGAAGUGAUCUUCACAGGAAGUCCACGUCCACGUCCUUACUGGGUGCUCGCCACCGACUAUGACAACUAUGUUCUGGUGUACUCCUGCACCAACAUCAGUGAGGAGUCCUACGUGGAGUUCGCCUGGAUCAUGAGCAGGACUCGCUCCCUCUCUGCAGACAUCGUCGCUGGGCUGAAGGACAAGCUUCAUUCCCAUGGCAUCACGACGGACAACUUGACCGCCACAAUCCAGACCGGCUGUAGUAGCAUGCCUGAAUGA
Molecule: messenger RNA, 570 nt
Organism: Sardina pilchardus (European sardine)
Lineage: Eukaryota; Metazoa; Chordata; Actinopteri; Clupeiformes; Clupeidae
Product: apolipoprotein D-like
Exons: 4
Coding region: 1-570 (189 amino acids)
Biological process (GO): response to reactive oxygen species; lipid transport; lipid metabolic process
Cellular component (GO): cytoplasm
Molecular function (GO): lipid binding
Source: RefSeq, a predicted model, not a curated record